This is a messenger RNA of Poecilia latipinna (sailfin molly), 3361 nucleotides long. It is a transcript of the gene pou2f2a, whose product is annotated as POU class 2 homeobox 2a. Bases 1049 to 3262 code for a protein of 737 amino acids. The transcript has 16 exons. Gene Ontology annotation, cellular component: nucleus. Gene Ontology annotation, biological process: regulation of transcription by RNA polymerase II. Gene Ontology annotation, molecular function: RNA polymerase II cis-regulatory region sequence-specific DNA binding; DNA-binding transcription factor activity, RNA polymerase II-specific. The record is from RefSeq and is a predicted model, not a curated record. NCBI's taxonomy places the organism in Eukaryota, Metazoa, Chordata, Actinopteri, Cyprinodontiformes, Poeciliidae.
CCGAGCCAGAGUGCGUUCAGGCUGCGCAGCGUCGGAGCUGAAACCGCUGGGGUUCCCAAAAUAAACCGAAGGCACCCCGACCCUCACACACACACACACACACCCAGGGAGAGAGAGAGAGGAGAGGAUCCAGGCGGCGGAGAAAAGACCGAGGAUGGAGCAGCAGAGCCAAAGAAAAGACACCAGAGCCUGAGAGAAAGCGCCCUUCCCCUCCUCUUUUUCUCGCUUCCUCAGCUGGAGAGGAAACGGAGGACCGCUGCGCUGAUUGAUAUGGAUUCUCUCGUUUAUUUUUCUAUCGAUUCUGCUUUAAUUAGUGACCCCCGCUAGAGAAAGAGGAAGAGGGAUACAGCGAAAGGAGGAGAGGGAGGAGCGAAAGUCAAACAGGGGGUGCUGCCUGCCUACAGCCUUACUUUAUUAUUUCAUUAAUUCUUUACCAAAUAAUGUUUUUACGUUGCAUUAUUGUGUCGCUUUGUGUAUUCUUCUGCAGACUAGCCAGCUACUAACCAAAUCUUUACCAGAACCAAAAAUUAAAAUCAGCUCCACUCAGAUACGGACAUUUCUUUUUUCUUUUCUUUUUUCUUCCCGAGGAUUCACGGGUGGACAGUUUGAGACUUUUACGGACAGAACUGGAGGAGAAAUCCGUUUUUAUUAAACCCAAAACCAAAGCAAAGAGACGGAACCUCACCGGGCUUUACGCACAAACUGUGUCUGCUCCGACUGUUCACAUGGGCGCAAUGAGAGCAGCUCUCAUCCGGGCUCAGAAACCUCCAGCCUGCUUGGAUAACCACUGAUCAAGCAUCGAUCACAAACGUCCACCAGAUCUGGAAACAGAGCGAUGUAAAUCUGCCGAGGAAGAGUCCAGACUCCCCGAAGGAAAAACACCUAAACUUCCUGAACUGUCCCAGCGUCCUCAAAGCGUCCGCAGAGCAGGAGAGCAAAGCCGGCAGGCAGGCCAGAGAACGACGGCAGGACCCCGGAUAGAAGGAGCAGCGAAGUGAGACCAGAAUAAACCAAAAAAAUCCAACGACCACCAGGUCGACAGAGGACCAUGUUUGUCCCCCUGCCGGUCCCCUUCGUCUUUCAGAGAACAGCGUCCGACUUCAGCGCCUGGAGACUCAAGUCCUCGCUGGUCCCGCGGUCCAGCCCCGAUAUCAGGAUGUCCAAAGCACCAGGGGAGGAGAAUCCUGGAGCUGAAUAUCCAGGCGACGGUUCAGACUCUGACAGAAACAGUCCUGAUGACCAGCUGCAGGUCCAGAAGAUGAGAAGCCUUUCACCCACAGCAGCAGGCAGCAAGGUAAAGAGCGAUGAGAGCUCAGAGAUAACACACAGCGCCGCCGCCGUUGCUCCUGCUGCUGCUCCGCCCUCCCAACAGCAGCAGCAGCAGCAACAGGCUCAGCAUCACCACACACAGCUGAUGCUUGCCGGCAGUCAGCUGGCAGGGCUCGCCGCUCUCCUCCCGGCCCAGCAGCAGCUGCUCCUCCAGCAGGCUCAGGCUCAGCUGCUGGCGGCCGCCGUGCAGCAGUCCAACGCCGCUCACGCCGCCGCCCACGCCGCCGCGCAGCAACAAGCCAAUCAGCAGCAGCAGCAGCAGCCACAGCAGCAACAGCCAACCAAACAGGAGCAACCGGUCCAAGCUCCGCCUCCACAGCUGGCGCUGUCGCAGCCCAUCCAGCUGACUGCGCAGGACAUCCAGCAGCUGCUGCAGCUCCAGCAGCUGGUUCUGAUGCCGGGUCAUCCCCUCCAGUCGCCGGCCCAGUUCCUCCUGUCCCAGCCUGCACAGGCGCAGCAGCCGCAGCAGGGUUUGCUCUCAACAGCAAAUCUGAUCCAGCUACCUCAGCAAAGCGCAGGAGGACUUCUCACAAGCCCGCCUCGCAUGGGACUGCAGGCGCAGAGGGAGAAGAGCAGCGACGCAGGAAGCAGCAGCAGCAGCAGCGCAGCCUCUGGAGCCGCCAGCGGCGGCAGCAGCGCUGUAACGUCUGUCGGAGCCAGCUCUGCAUCCAGCAGCGCCAUGGCCUCCUCCUUGACCUCCGGCUUGAAUCCCGGCGGUCAGACGGCUCACAUGAGCGAAGAACCGAGCGACCUGGAGGAGCUGGAGCAGUUCGCCCGAACCUUCAAGCAGCGGCGCAUUAAACUCGGAUUCACACAGGGUGACGUUGGCGUGGCGAUGGGGAAACUGUACGGAAAUGACUUCAGCCAAACCACCAUCUCUCGCUUCGAAGCGUUAAACCUGAGCUUUAAGAACAUGUGCAAGCUGAAGCCGCUGCUGGAGAAGUGGUUGAGUGACGCAGAAACGAUGGCGGUGGACAGCAUGCUGCCCAGUCCGUCCUCCAUCUCCUCCCCCAUGUUGGGCAUCGAAGGUCUUCCCGGCCGACGCAGAAAGAAACGCACCAGCAUCGAGACGAACGUACGAGUGGUGCUGGAGCGCAACUUCAGCACGAACCAGAAGCCGACGUCGGAGGAGAUCCUGCUGAUGGCGGAGCAGCUCAACAUGGAGAAGGAGGUGAUCCGAGUCUGGUUCUGCAACCGCCGGCAGAAGGAGAAGCGCAUCAACCCGUCGAGCAGCAGCACCCCACCCCUGCCCAGCCAGACCUCGCCUGUCGUGACGCACAAAGCCCACUGCUACAGCCCCCACAUGAUAUCGAGUCAGAGUCUGUCCCAGGUCACCACCAGCCUCAGCACAACAGGAGCCAGCUCUUCACCCUCAGCUUCCUGCCCUAUGACCCCGGUCAGCUCGGCGGCCAUGUCGUCGUCUGCCACUCCUCCUCCUCCUCACAGCACAGCCAGCCCGGCUCCUUCCAGCCUCGGCACGGCCGGGCUCGCCACCGGGAACACAAUGAUGGGAGUAAGCACAGGGAUGAACCAGGCCCUCAUUGGCAGCAAUCCUCUGGCUACCAUGCAAGCGCUGGCAGCCAGCGGCGGGCAGCUUCCCAUCUCCAGCCUGGAGGGGGCGCCGGGCCACAUGUUUCUGAGUGGACAUGGCGGCCACUCCGUCCCCGCCUCCCUGCGCCCCUCUCUCUUCCUGAACCGCCCCGGCCUCCUGCCGAUGGUGACCGGCUCCACGCCGACUUCCUCCAUGGCCAUGGGGCUGGUCAGCGGCGGCCCCAGACCCUCGUAUUGCCAAUCUUCGCCCAGCGGCACCAGCAACCUCAUGAGCCCCACUUCCUGCCCAGAGGAGUCUGCGUCUCCCUGUUCAAGCCCCGCCUCUUUCUGCUCCUUCAGCGAAGCUUCACCGCCGCCGCUGGGAGGAGCCAUGGCCGAGUGAUCGCCGACCGACAUCCAAAGCAUCAGGAAGAGGAGGAGCAGAGCUUUAAAAAUCAAAAUCUACAACAUCGCCUUUCAACCAAAGCCAUCUCUCCGUCUG